Molecule: messenger RNA, 2164 nt
Organism: Nerophis ophidion (straightnose pipefish)
Lineage: Eukaryota; Metazoa; Chordata; Actinopteri; Syngnathiformes; Syngnathidae
Product: beta-taxilin-like
Exons: 11
Coding region: 163-1962 (599 amino acids)
Molecular function (GO): syntaxin binding
Source: RefSeq, a predicted model, not a curated record
UUUGACCCCACCUGCAAGGCUCUGAGUCGGUGGUGAUGUCAGCCUGUGGGCAGAGCAUCUAUAUCUAUUUUGGGGGUUCAGCUGUCCUCUUCAUCUUCAUCUGUCUCCUCUUCCUCCUGUUUGCUUGCGCUCUUCGUCAGCUUGGCCUGCGUACACGGGACGAUGGAAACGACGGUGGAAACAGCUGAGCUAUUGGCGGCCCCCCAGCCCGAGUUGACGCCAAUGUCAGAUGAUGCCGUCACAAAGGGCGGGGCGGCUACGCCCUCUGAUGACUGUGACGCCCCCUCUGAUCCCAUGGAGGAGUUCAGCAGGCGACUGCAAGAAAUCAUCAGUGCCAACGCUCAGGCCGCGGAGGACACGCACGAUGGUGACAGCUGUACCGUGGAAUCAGAGUAUUCCGGUGUGGUGGCCAGUCUGAGCGGGGGGGUGUGGUCUCCUGAGGAAAAACUAGAACAUUUGAUGAGGAAACAUGCUGAGCUGUUGCUGUGCAGGCGUGACGAUGAGAAAGAACUUCAGGUUCUACGUAACAACGUUGGCGUUCUGCAGGCCGAGCGACAGCAGCUGGAGAAAUUGUGCACAGAAGUCCAACAUUACUACAAUACACUCAGGGAGGAGGCGCUGCUGCGCUGCAAAGGGGAUGAGGAGAAGAGGAAGGAGAUGACAAGUCACUUCCAGAAAGUUCUGUGCGACAUCCAGGCGCAGAUCGAGCAGCACAGCACUCGCAACAGCAAACUCUGGGGCGAGAACGCUAACCUGAGCGACAAACUACACAAACUGCUGGAGCAGUGCGAGCGCAGGGACGAGAGCCAGCAGAAGAUCAAUCGCCAUCGUGACCUCCAGCAGCAGCUGACCGAAGCCAAGUUGGAGCAGGCCAACGCUCUGCUGGUAGAAGCCCAGGAGAAGCACCAGCGUGAGAAGGAAUACUUACUGCACCAGGCGGCUGAGUGGAAGCUGCAGACGCGCACACUCAGCGAGCACGCCGCUAUCACGCAAGCGCAGUUGGCGCUCUACUCCCAAAAGUUUGACGAGUUCCAGAAAACGUUAGCCAAGAGCAACGAGAUCUACGCUCGCUUCAAGCAAGAGAUGGAGAACAUGUCUGAGAAGAUGAAAACGUUGGAGAAAGAAUCCAACGUGUGGAAGUUGAGGUUUGAGAACUGCAACAAAGCUCUGACCGACCUGAUUGAAGAGAGAGCCGAGAAGGGCAAAGAGUACGAGACGUUUGUCGUAACGAUCCACAAGUUGGAGAAGUUGUGUCGUGUCCUUCAGGACGAGAGAAAGGUUCUUUACGCUAAGAUCAAAGAGGUCCGUCAAGCUAAAGACGACCCCUCCUCAAAGGACAUGACGCUCCACCCGGACGAAGGUGGAGCUACUGUGGUGACGCCCGAGAUGGCACUAACAGAGGACAUGGAGCGCCUGAGGGCGGAGCAAGCCAAGCUGCAGGAGUUUGCCGAUGCUUUGAUGGCGUCUCACGGCGCCAACCGAGAAGACAAAGACGAGGACUUGGACCCCAACCAAGACCUUGUGGCCUCUGCCUUCACGCUGUUCAGCAGCAAAGGUCAACACCAAGACCAUGAACAGACGUCUGAAGAGACCCCACCACUACCAGAACCACAAGGAGAUCUACAAACUAAACCAGAAACAGACAUGGAUGCAAAACCAGAAAUAGAAACAAAACCAGAAUCAGAAAUGAAACCAGAAACAGCAGGAGAACCACAAUCUGAACCAGGAGUCAACAUAGAAGCAAUAUCAGAACCACAAAUUAUACCAGAGUCUGAAUCAAAACCAGAACCAGAGGCGGUUCACAAUGAAACUCCUGAGGUCAAAGUGGUAACCAAGACUGAUAACCUAAAGCAGACGGUUGAAGCUGAAGCCCUGCCCACCUCUGAGGCCACGCCCCCUGCAGCGAGGCCCUCCAAAAAAGAAGCCAAGAAGAAGAAGAAGAAGACUGGCAGGAACCUUUAAACACGCAUGUCUGUGUGCUCCCGUGUCACCUGUGUGUUGUCCCUGCAAUGUGCUCAAAUGUCCACUAGAGGACAGUGUUUCCACACAGAGAACACGGCAAUGCAGUAACUACUGAGACACGAGAGGAAAGAAAAAAAACUCGUUUGAAGUGAUUUUUUUUGUUUUCCAAAAACUAUACUUUGAAUAAACAAUAAAAACUUAA